Molecule: messenger RNA, 285 nt
Organism: Chaetomium strumarium
Lineage: Eukaryota; Fungi; Ascomycota; Sordariomycetes; Sordariales; Chaetomiaceae
Exons: 2
Coding region: 1-285 (94 amino acids)
Source: RefSeq, a predicted model, not a curated record
AUGUUCGCCCGCGCCGCCGCCCGCCCAACCCUCCAAGUGCUCGCCCGCCGAGCGGGCCCCCAACAACGGGCAAACUUCUCCCUCAUGCAAAACCUGCGGAGCUUCGCCCGCCAGUUCGAGCCGCAUCCCUUCCAGCGCCUGCCCGUGGCCAGCAAGCCGCAGCCGGCCGACUAUAGCAGGCUGGUCCGGAGAGCUGGGGCGCAGGCUAUGGUGUACUUCCCUCUGGGCCUCACGCUGCUUGGGUGGCCGUAUGCAGCUAGACUUAUGCUGGAUGGGAAUAUCUAA